Messenger RNA from Didymodactylos carnosus, 1177 nucleotides. The record is from the annotation of a GenBank genome assembly. Lineage: Eukaryota; Metazoa; Rotifera; Eurotatoria; Philodinida; Philodinidae.
AUGGAAACCGCAUCGAAAGAGAAAAUCUAUACAAGGGCGCUUCUUGUAACUGCAAUUUCUGCAGCGUCUGGCAUGCUUUCAUGUGGAUGGAACAGCGGAUGUAUAAAUUCAGCCGAAAAACCUUUGAAAAAAUUCAUCUCAGAUGUUUAUUUCGAACGACGUGGACAUCAACCCUUAUCUUCACAUUCUGUGACUAUACUAUGGUCCAUAGUAGUAUCAAUAUUUCCAUUCGGUGGAAUAUUUGGAGGAUAUUUUGCCGGACGGCUUAGUAAUAAAUUUGGCAGAAAAAGUGGCUUACUAUUAACAAAUUUAAUUGGCAUAUCAGCUGCAGUAUUAAUGUCUAUUUCUAAAUUUAUUUCAUCACCUGAAUGUCUUAUUCUUGGUCGAUUAGUAGUUGGCAUUGAAUGUGGAUUAUAUACCGGCCUCUGUUCUAUGUAUCUAGCUGAGAUUAGUCCCAAAAAAAUUCGUGGUCGAAUUGGAACAUUAACAUCAUUCAUCUCAUUUACCGGUCUGCUAUUGGGCGAACUUUUCUCGACACCUAUUCUUUUUGGAACUGAUCAGUUGUGGCCAUUCAUCAUGUUGACGGCCAUUUUCCCUGCCGCGAUUCAGUUUACAAUGCUCAGUCUAUUUUGUUCCGAGAGUCCAAGGUAUUUGUUAAUCAUUCGUAACCAAGAAUCACAGGCCAAAACUGUUGUAAUGAAAUUACGACAAAAAUUUGAUGUAAAUGAUGAAAUUGAUGAGAUGAAACAAGAAGCAGAAAACUUAUCAAGCCAAAAGAUUGUAAAUAUCAAAGAACUAAUUAUAAAUCCAAUUUAUCGAUUAUCAUUGUCAGUCGCCGUUGUUGUUCAUCUAUCUAUGCGAUGGUGUGGUAUUAACGGUAUAAUGUACUAUUCUACACCUCUGUUUGAGAAAGCGAAUAUUGGUGAGAAAAGUUCAUAUGCAACAACGGGAGUUGGAGUUAUACUUGUCAUAAUGACUGGUGUAUCAGGCUAUCUGAUGGACAAAGCGGGUAGACGAACAUUACAUUUGCUUGGUUUAUCUGGCAUGUGUGUGUGCAGUCUGCUGCUCACACUUACAUUGGCUCUUGGGGUAAGUACGAUAGAUUUGAACAAAUAUUUUUUCAUUCUUUCUUGUUUAAAGCAUUUGGUUGAUUGGCUCAAGUAUUUUUCCAUUGCGU